GAGCUGACACGGGCAGUCAGCGGUGGGCGAGCGCGGUGGGCGGUCCUGGAUCUCGCUGCCGAGCCGCCCAGCCCAGCCGCACUCCCGCCUGGCGCCAACCUGGUGGUCCUCGGGCACCGGUUCACAAACCCCCGCGCGCCCCGCAGGGGAUGCUGGAUGCUGGACGCUGGCCGCCUGGCCGCCAUGUAGCGCCCGGGACGCGGAGCACGCGAGCGCUGGGGCGGGUCCGUCCGCCUUGGACCUGGACGACAACAAGACUCCCACUAUGAGGGAGCGCACACUUCUGGUUUGAUGGGGCCGCCCUGGGGCUCUCUGCUGGGCCGGCGAUGGCUGCUGCUGCUGCCCGUGCUAGCGCUGCUCCUGCUGCUCUGCUGCCUCGACCCGCGCGCCGUGCGCGGUCGCCUGGGGCUGCGCCUGGGGCUGCGCGCGAACCUCGAGGAGCUGACCGCGUCCAGGACCGGCGCCGCCCCCGCGUCCAAGACCACCGCGUCCACGCGCACAGAGCCCACGGCGGCGCCCGAGGCGUCUAGCGGCUUCCUCGUCGACACGCCGGGAUGCCGCAUCCCGUUCCUCGCGCCCCUCGACGAGGCCGUCCGCCAGUUCGUGUUCCCGGCGAAGCGGGUCGACUGCGAGGACGCCGGCCCCGCCCUGGUGGAGGCGGACCCGCGCCGGAAUGUGCUGCGCCUGCGCCGCGACCGCGCGCCCCACUACAACAUCAGCGACCCCGCGCGCCUGACGUGCUGCACCGGGGCCUUCUGGAGGCCGGAGCCGCACGUCCACCGCGCGGCGCCCACCGGUGCGCAGGACGAGGACCAUGCCGAGUUCCGGGGCGUGGAUGACGCCAUCGAGUUUGCGGACAACUGCACCGAGUUCCCAGUGGACGGCGACGAGCUGGCGGUGUCGGACGAGUUCGUCCGCGUCGAGUGCUACGAGCGAGGCAUGGAGUCGGACGGCAUCCUCUACCACGACGUCUUUGGCUUCACGCCGCCCAAGGCCGCCGCGAGGCUGGGCCGCGCCGAGCAGGACAACGACGUGGAGGACGUGGUGGACCCCGACACGCCCAAGGUGUCCGUCCUCGUGGUGGGCGCCGACUCGGUGUCCAGGAGCAACCUGCUGAGACAGAUGCCCAGGACGGUCAAGGCGCUCCGGGAGAUCGGCGCCAUAGACAUGCUAGGCUACAACAAAGUAGAGGACAACACAUUCCCCAACCUGGUGGCAGUGCUGGCGGGCAUGUCCGUCCCAGAGCUCCGGAACCGCUGCUGGCCGACCGCCUACACGCCCUUCGACGACUGCCCGUUUCUUUGGAAGCGCUUCGAGGCGCUGGGAUACCGGACGGCUUACGCCGAGGACGAGCCUUGGAUGGGCAUCUUCAACUACAUCAAGAACGGCUUCGUCCGCCAGCCCGUCCACUACUACAUGCGGCCCUACGCCAGGCUGCUGCUCAAGGAGUUGGGCAGUCAUCAGGAGUUCAACUGCCACCUGUGCACUGGGCCGCGCUUCCAGCUGCAGGCACUCCUGGACUACGCCGCGCGGUUCGCGCGCCUCGCGCUGGCCCCGCUGGCCGAGCCGCUCUUCGGCCUGUUCUGGGGCGUCAGCCUGACGCACGACCAGCUCAACACCCCCCAGCUCGCCGACCCGCUGUACGCCAGCUGGCUGCGGACAGCGAUGGCCGACGGCGUCCUGGACAAGAGUGUCGUCGUCUUCCUCAGCGACCACGGCAUCCGAUGGGGCGACAUCCGGGAGACAUACCAGGGCCGCCUGGAGGAGAGGCUGCCAUUCCUCAUGAUCUCUCUGCCGCGCUGGCUGCGAGAGCGCUACCCCUCGGCGGUGGCCAACCUCAGGCGGAACAGCCGACGGCUGGUGACGCCCUACGACCUGCACGCCACCCUAGAGGACCUGAUGGACCUGUCUCGUCUCGAGCAACGUGCCGUCAAGGAGCGGGCCGAGAUGCUGUCCCGCCUGGACCACGACAAGAAGAGCCUGCCCAGGGCUGUCUCCAUGUUCCUGGUGGCGCCCGAGACGCGCACUUGCGAGGACGCCGGCAUCGAGCCGCACUGGUGCACGUGCUACUCGUCCACUCCGGUGCCCUCCAACCACUCGCUGGCACGCAAGGCGGCCGCCUUCGUGGUGCGCCGCGUGAACACCAUGCUGGCCGGGUACCGGCAGUGCGCCAAACUCGUCCUGGACGUGCUACUGGACGCGCGCCGGCAGCAAGGCCGCCCGGAGCUGGGCGGAGAGUCGUCCUCAGCAGCCCGGGAGAGGGUCUUCUCUACGGCGAGGGGUCUGGCCAAGGUGACGGACUACUCCCUGCUGCUGCGCGCCAAGCCCGGCGGCGCCCUGUUUGAGGCAACGGUCCGAGUGCGCUCCAAGGCCAAGGGGAGGGACAGCAGGCAACGAGAACAGCUGUCGCUUGCCGGCACCGUGUCGAGGGUGAACCGCUACGGGUCCCAGAGCAGCUGCGUGGCUGACUACCACAUGAAGCUCUACUGCUUCUGCAAGGGCUUCACAGAGAAAUAGCUGGAUUUGAGGCUGCGAUAUCAGCGAUUGCUGCAUCAAUAUUGAGUGCAAUUUAGCAUCUUAAAAUGAGACCAGACUGCAAAAUAAGUGCCAAAAAUCUACCUAGUAAACAGAGAAAAGUGAAGUGCCAUCUCAAGAAAAUAGAGGCAGUGAAUUUUAAAUAAAAAUUAUACGCUUUACUCUAACUAGGAGAGACAAAGAUAUUGUGCUGUGUUUAGUUAAUUAAAUUAAUAUUUGUAAGACCUGAGACAUAUUUUGUAUAUUACUGUUAUCAAUAAAAGUAUUUAUUUACAAGAA
Molecule: messenger RNA, 2814 nt
Organism: Frankliniella occidentalis (western flower thrips)
Lineage: Eukaryota; Metazoa; Arthropoda; Insecta; Thysanoptera; Thripidae
Exons: 7
Coding region: 292-2517 (741 amino acids)
Source: RefSeq, a predicted model, not a curated record